AUGCGGUGCCUGCUGGUGAGUGUGCAAACUGGCACGAAGGCCGAAGCGCCCCAGGCGCAGUUGCCUGCCGAGGAUGUCGAAGGCACCACCUUGCUGGGAAGGAUAGGCGACAGGAGCCCAGCAAGAAGCAAUGGCGCCGCUGAGAACAAGGAGCUGCAGGUGCCCACAAAGAGCGCAAAGCUGCAGCUGCCGCUGCGGAAGGAGCAGGAUGUGGUACGGCAAGAGAUCGAGUCCCUGUGCCGCGCGGUGGCGGAGCAGCUCCCUGGGGGCCCACGCAUUUGCUUGCUGGGCGGCGCUACCUCGCGCGAGCCGCACACCAAAGCGGUGGUAGAGGCCAUCGCAGCCAGGCUGGCGCCCAUUCUGCCCAGCAACGCGGUGGUCCUUACUGGGGGCCUGCCUGGUAUUCAGGAAACCAUGGCCACAACAUUGGCACUGCAUGGCUUCACCCGCGUGGUGAACCUCGUCCACCUUGGCCACAUCAGUGGCUAUGCCGGUGAAGACCUGGUGGCCGGCAUGGAUGCGGCGGAGCGGCGCCAAGUGCUCGGACGGGUAGGAGAUGUCUACAUCUGCAUUGAGGGUGGCCCUGGUGUGGCGGAGGAAGCGCAGAUUGCACAUGCGCGAGGCGCCGUGGUGCUGCCGCUGCCCUGCAGCGGCGGCGCUUCCGCGGGAGCCUUUGGCUUUCCCCAGAAGGCCUUGGAGCGUCCCCGGUUCGCCAGCCCGGAGGACUGGGCGGCGCUGAAGGAUCCCCAGAGGGCGGCGGAGGCCACGGUGGACAUCCUGCGUGGAGCUUUGAAGGAGAUGAGGCAGCGAGGCGGAGGCCUUGCAGAUAGCUCACCCGAUGUAAUGGCCACAGGGCCUUGCAUGGGCACUUGCGCCUUGUGA
Messenger RNA from Effrenium voratum, 882 nucleotides. Lineage: Eukaryota; Dinophyceae; Suessiales; Symbiodiniaceae. The record is from the annotation of a GenBank genome assembly.